CUCAGGAACAUGGGGGAGGGAGGAGAGCCGUAGAAAUCGUAGCAGCCCGGAGUUUGAAUGAAGGAGACGGAAAUGUGCGUUUCUGUGAAUAACUAACCGCCCCCACCCCCGGGCAGAAGAGAAGAGAAACUGGACUGGAGCUGAUUCGGUUUGAGGGACACUGCAGGAGAGUAGACAGAACAAAAAGGAAAGAAAACAGAGGACUUUGCUUUUAACAUGGUGUAUUGUUGAAAGGGGUGGAGCUGCUUUAUGGCGUGAAAGAGAAGAGGAUAAAGGAGAUACUGAGCUGAAACCGUGUUGGCUUGGCGGAAAGCAAGGCGAGCAUCUUUAAAAUCUAUUUUUACGCGAGCUCCAUGGUAUCGAAGGCCCUUCGGGUUGGCUGUUUUCCCGGCCGAGCUUCUCCUGAGUGAUGAAUGAAAGUAUUCACACACUCAGCGGGGCUCUCGGCGCACUGGAGGAGCUGCAGACGGGGCUCAUGGGUCUCACACCACCCUCAUCCUCGCACGCUUCGCCUUUUUAAGCAUCGUUUUGGCGUUUUCCUUUAAGCCGAGCUGCCUUUUUGCUGCCACAUAUCACUACGGAUUCACAGUUUGUCCAGAGGAGGAGAAAACAAAACAAACCCGCAGCUCCUGGAUUUCUCUUUGUGCUGCUGUGAGGCCAUCAGAGCUGCUGUCGAAGAAAGGUUAGUCCUCCCUCCCUCUUCUCGUCAGCCUCCAAAAUAGAUUCUCUCAGGAGUAAAGUUGAGCUGCUGAAGCUGCCGCUGACUCUCUCUUCUAAAUCCAUCUCCGAGCGCAAAACUCAACUGGGCGGAGCAACAGAACGUCCCAGGGGUGGAGCUGGGGUCCACAAACCCCGCCCACCGGCCCCAGACAUGGACAACGAGUCACAAUACUCGGGCUAUUCCUACAAAUCCUCCCAUUCCCGAAGCUCUCGCAAGCACAGGGAUCGGAGAGACAGGCAUCGCUCUAAAAGCAGAGACAGCAGAGGGGACAAAUCAGUCACUAUUCAGGCUCCUGGGGAGCCCCUGCUGGACACAGAGUCCACACGCGGAGACGACAGAGAUGAUAACUGGGGUGAAACCACAACAGUGGUGACGGGCACGUCGGAGCAUAGUGUGUCCAAUGAGGACCUGACACGAGCGUCUAAAGAGCUGGAGGACUCCUCUCCUCUGGAGUGCCGACGGUUUGCUGGUCCUAUACUCAGUGGCAUUCUGGGCCUUUUUGCUCUGCUCACACCGCUGGCCUUCCUGCUGCUGCCGCAGCUGCUAUGGCGGGACUCAUUGGAGCCAUGUGGGACGCCUUGCGAAGGCCUCUAUGUCUCUCUGGCCUUCAAGCUCCUGGUCCUGCUCAUCUCGUCGUGGGCGCUGUUCCUGCGGCCACCUCGCGCCACCCUCCCGCGCUUCUUUGUCUUCCGCUGCCUCCUCAUGGCACUUGUGUUCCUCUUUGUGGCCUCCUACUGGCUCUUCUAUGGAGUGCGGGUGCUGGAGCCCAGAGAGAAGGACUACAGAGGAAUUGUGGGAUAUGCAGUUUCUCUGGUCGAUGCCUUGCUGUUCAUUCAGUAUCUGGCCCUGGUACUGCUGGAGGUGAGGCACCUCAGGCCAGCAUUCUGCCUCAAGGUGGUGCGCACCACAGAUGGAGCCAGCCGCUUCUACAACAUAGGACAUCUUAGCAUCCAGCGAGCUGCAGUGUGGGUGUUGGAUCAAUACUACAGUGACUUUCCUGUUUAUAACCCCGCUCUGCUCAACCUCCCCAAGUCCAUCCUCUCCAAAAAGAUGUCUGGCUUCAAGGUCUACUCCCUGGGAGAAGAGAAUAGCACCAACAACUCAACCGGCCAAUCACGGGCAAUGAUUGCAGCUGCAGCUCGCAGACGGGACAAUUCCCAUAAUGAGUACUACUAUGAGGAGGCGGAGAUGGACCGCAGGAUCCGCAAACGCAAGGCCAGACUGGUGGUGGCGGUGGAGGAGGCAUUCACGCACAUCAAGCGUCUUCAGGAAGACGAGCAGGCCACAUCCCCAAAACACCCACGCGAGGUGAUGGACCCACGGGAAGCAGCUCAGGCCAUCUUUGCGCCGAUGGCCCGGGCCAUGCAGAAAUACCUGCGCACCACACGGCAGCAGCCCUACCACAGCAUGGAGAGCAUCAUCGCUCAUCUGCAGUUCUGCAUCACUCACAACAUGACACCCAAGGCGUUCUUGGAGCGGUACCUGACCCCUGGCCCAACCAUGCAGUACCAGAGGGAGAACGGCAGGGGUCGCCAGUGGACCCUGGUGAGCGAGGAGCCUGUGACGUCAGCUCUACGUCAGGGUCUCGUAUUCUCGCUUCGCCGGCUUGAUUUCGCUCUAGUUGUUACAGUUACGGCCCUGCCCUUCCUCAACCUGGGCGAAGAGUUCAUUGACCCCAAGAGUCACAAAUUCGUCAUGAGACUGCAGUCUGAAACGUCAGUGUAGGGAGAGGUGAAAAUGACAUGGAGAAUGGGAGAAAGAGGGGUUGUUGGUGUAGAGCUGGAGAGAGGGAGAGAACCACUUCUUUUUUUUAUUCUAUUUUUUAUCAUUGAGGCUUUCCAUUGGCCUGUUUUUAUACUAAGUGAAUUCCCAAGCCUCAGAGACUGUUUUGAACUGAAUGGUUCUUUAUACAUUUCUGACUGAAAAGACUGUUGGCAUUCCCACCUCUACAUAAUUCCUACAGCUGCAGCCAGGCAUUGCUACACUGUGUGUGCAGUUUGUACCAGUGUCUUCUAGCUCCAGUCCUGUAGGGCCACGUCACUGCUCUGAAACACCUUAUAUGUCUCUAUCUUUUGUUAAACUUUCAGUAAAAGGAAGUGAAACUGUGCAUGCGCAGUGCUAAAGCCCUUUAAGACUACAGUGGAGAAGUGACCGUUCAUGUAAAUCACUUUUACGGAAGAGUUCUUGCCCAGGAAAGAUGUAUUUGGUCAGAGCUGUAACAAUGGUCAAUUUUCUGUAGAAGUUGACCAAAAGACUUCAUGGGAAUGUGACGCUGUUUCUUUGGUGGGGGAGGAAUUUCCUCUUUUAUACAAUGUGACCACUAUAAAGUACAGCAACCGUAAAAACAAAAAGCAAGAGUGACCACCAGCUUGGCAUGGAUAGAUUUAAAGGGGAAUACCACCAGUUUUUCAAAAAUUCUGCAUAAUUUAAUUGAGAUGUAAACCUGGUCAUUCAGAGUGGUCUGAUGUGAGACGGUUCUUAGUAGAGAAAUGUAAAGAUUCAGAUAUUUGUACAGGAGUGUUCAUAGGAACCAGGGAACGCAAUGUUUACAACAUUAAUACAGCCAGUUUAUUCAGUUUUCAAAACCACUGAACAUUUGUUUGAACAUGGGGGAGGUAAAUUCAUAGAAUCAUAAAAGAACCUCUGGGACCAUUAAAUUCUUCAGACGUCUGGUUCCUAUCACCACCAUUCUGAAAAAUUCCGGCUCGCUGCGUUUUCCUAAAACAGAAUAUUUCACAUUAAAGCACUCUGAAUGACUUUGUUUACAUUCUAACCAUCUAAUUAUGACAUUUUUGAAAACUAGAAAUUCUCCUUUAAGAACAUCAUGAGAAAACGGCUACUAACUCAGCAACGUUAACUCAAGGAAUAAUUCAGUUAGCUUUCAGGCAUAUAGUGAAACAAAGUACAUUAUUAAGGCUAAUAUAUAUUAACUUGCAUGCUUAAGUCGUAGGUAUCAUGAUGAGCUUGGGGUGGGCUGCAUUCCAUGCCGAGUAAGAACCAAAAUUGAAUGGACUCAGCCAAGCCGUGCUACAAACUGUCCAUACAGUGCAGUCAUAUGUUAACACUAUCGUCCUAAUAUAAUGGAAAAUCUCUGAUAUGCAACUAAUGGAAUCCACUUGUGAUUCAGGUGACAUAAACACUAACAUUGCUCCACGUUGGCUGUCUGUCUGCAAGUUUCAGGUGACGGCUGUUUCAGAGACCUCAGUACAUACCAUUAGCCUUGUCGACACUACUGGAAUUUUGAGAAAAGAACUGGACCACUACACGUCUCUGCACAGAGAGGUUACUGCUUAUUUACAAUCAGCCUUUCUCUGCAUAUCAUUUCCUCCUAAAUGUAUGUAAAUAGGGACCCAGAUUGCAAGGGCUCAUGUAAAAGCAUAUCCUUUAUUCUUCGUUAAAAGGUUUUGCCUUGAUCUUUUGGAUCUCUCUCUUGAAUGUGUUGAAACGGUUCACCCAAAAAUGACGUUGCUGUUAAAGAAGAAAGUUAGUGAGUCUGUUAGCAUUAUGCAAGUGAGACUGUGCUAACUGGGCUGUAUUAGCUUUUCUUCAUUCAUUCAUUCAUUCAUGAUGUUUCAGGGUGAACUUUGCUGUCUUUGCUGUCUUGUGUCUUGCAAUGUUUUAUUAUAAAAAAUUCAAGAGGCCUUUUUAAUGUUUUUGUUUACAUUGCAUUAAAAAAAAAACAACAAAAUGCUGUCCAUAUACCAGCUAAGGUGCCUGUCCUCCGAAUUUUGCUGUUCAUCAGAAUAAGGCUGUGGGGAAACCAGUUGCCCGUUUUGUUAAAGUGUGAUAUGUGUCAGGAAAAGGAUUCCUAACCAGAAUGGCUUCAUAUUGAAUGUGCCAAAACAUUUCAUUCCAGUCAUAAAGCAGGUCCACUUCCAGACCAAGUUCCCUUCAUGCACUCAUAUUGCGUGUGGUAUGAUAUUUGUCAGUUGUGAUGAGCCUUGGACACCAGGGGGUGUGCUAGCAUUCACUCCUGUAGCACUGGUGGACCUUUGCCUUAGAACAUAUGAGCAUACCGUAGUUCACACCCUGGUCUCCAGCGAGGGGCUUCAGACGCUUCUGAAGUCAUUUUUUGUUUUGGCAGCUUUGAGUCACUGUAGGUUUUUCCUUUUGUACAGAACUCUAAUCCUCAUGUGUGUUUUUUUUUGUUUUUUUUUAAAUCCACAUCCAGACGUCCGACUGAAACGCUAUUCCAUGUAGGUUGUUUUUAAAAUGAACCCGAGAACAACUUUUCUUCCUUAGGCCUAAUGCAUGCACAUAGGUAAUGAAGUUUUGUAAGUUUUGUAUUCUUUGCCUUGUUUUUAUUACAAUCUAUUAAAGUGAAGCUAAGCCUUUUAACCUUUUUUCCCCCCAAAAAAAAAAACUGAAAAAAAAAAAA
Molecule: messenger RNA, 5099 nt
Organism: Pygocentrus nattereri (red-bellied piranha)
Lineage: Eukaryota; Metazoa; Chordata; Actinopteri; Characiformes; Serrasalmidae
Gene: vangl2
Product: VANGL planar cell polarity protein 2
Exons: 8
Coding region: 872-2446 (524 amino acids)
Biological process (GO): multicellular organism development; establishment of planar polarity; Wnt signaling pathway, planar cell polarity pathway
Cellular component (GO): plasma membrane
Source: RefSeq, a predicted model, not a curated record